Messenger RNA from Camponotus floridanus (Florida carpenter ant), 1436 nucleotides. RefSeq lists its product as uncharacterized. Gene Ontology annotation, cellular component: plasma membrane. Lineage: Eukaryota; Metazoa; Arthropoda; Insecta; Hymenoptera; Formicidae. Bases 1 to 1314 code for a protein of 437 amino acids. The transcript has 6 exons. Gene Ontology annotation, molecular function: odorant binding; olfactory receptor activity. Gene Ontology annotation, biological process: detection of chemical stimulus involved in sensory perception of smell; sensory perception of smell. The record is from RefSeq and is a predicted model, not a curated record.
AUGAAGCUAAUCACGGAACGCUCGUCGAAAACAAUUCAAGAGAACGAAAAUCAUUUCAAUUAUGCAGUGCAAGUGACUCGCGUUAUUCUAAGGAUGAUCGGUGCAUGGCCGAUCCCGAAAUUCGCAUCCAACGCGAAAAAAAUUGUGAUUCGAUUGCAGAACGUUAUUUGCUAUUUUUUAUUUGCGUUUAUUCUCGUGCCUGGUCUUUUAUUAGUAUUUCUGAAAGAACGCGAUGUCAAACGGAGGGUCAGGUUAAUGGGACCCCUUCUAAACUGUUGGAUGGGUUGCAUAAAGUACAGUCUAUUCAUUUAUCACGCGAAAGAAAUCCAAUCGUGCCUAGAACAGGCACAACAGGAUUGGCAGAGCACCGUCAAUUGGAAUGAUCGAAAAGCGAUGCUAUCCAAAGCGAGAAUAGGCCGACAGUUCGCCAUCUUCUCCGCUGCUUUCAUGUACAUCGGCGGGCUAUCAUACCGUACCAUCGUGCCACUCUCGAAAGGACGAAUGUUAACACCGAUGAAUACUACGGUAAGAGCUCUCUCGUGCCCCAGUUACUUUGUCAAGUUCGAUGAGCAAACCUCGCCGACGUACGAAAUCGUAUUUACCCUGCAAUUCUUCGCGGGAAUGCUCACCUAUUCGGUGACAUGUGGCGCGGCCGGAUUAGCUGCAUUUUUUAUCAUGCAUGUUUGCGGACAGUUGAGUGUCUUGAUCGGCAAACUGCAGCAACUUGAUGACAUGACGGAGCCUGAGGAUCGAACUGUUGCGACUUUAUUGGCCAAUAUUGUGGAACAUCAAAUAAAAGUAAAAAAUUUUUUGAAACAAGUAGAGGAAGCUAUGCAAUUCAUAUGGUUAGUGGAAAUAGUAGGAUCUACUAUUCUCUUAUGUCUCGUCGGAUAUUACGUUAUUAUGGAAUGGGAAAGUAGCGAUUCUACAGCUGUGUUAACUAUGUUUGUAAUGUUUAUAUCUUUCACUAUUUCCAUUUUUACUAAUUGUUAUAUCGGUCAACUUUUGACAGAUCAGAUUGGGGAAAUUUUAAAUAAUCAGUGCAAGAAGAUCGGUGAAGUCUCGUACAUGAUCGAAUGGUAUCGUCUGCCAGAAAAAAAGUCUCGCUCUUGUGUUAAUCAUCGCUAUCCAGAUCGUCUAUUAAAUUUACUGCCGGAAAUUACUUCGAGUUGUCUCUCAGUUCUUUUGCUGACCCCUUUAUUACGCGCAGCCGUUUUGUGCACGCAAGCGCAUCAUUCUUACCGCAGAAAGAGAGAGACCACCUAUAAUUACACAUACCUGCUCAGUCGUGUUCGAGCUUCUAGUCUUGUCUGACCAUCUGUUAUAAACCCGAAAUAACGUAUGACAAAAUUAAUAAAAAUUCUUAACAGCAAAAGAAGAGACGUGGUGACUGCGAAUUUUAUGCUCAAAUUUAUUACGUAAAUUUAAUAUCAAUU